GCGGCGCAGCGGGCGGCGGCGGCAGCGGCUAUCCUCGGGAGCUGCUUGCUUUUUUUAAAGGGUUUUUUUUCGGUUUGUCCUGACUGCCGCCGGUGCUUAUGGAUAUCUGUAUGUGAAAGGCGGGGGAGUGAGCAGUAUUUGCCGCAUAAUGGUAUUAAGAAAAAGACUAAAAACGGUGCCUUUUUAGCGGGAGACUGAGUGCUGCCGGUGCCUUGUAGCCGUAGUGAAAGUUAGCAUCAAGAGGCUAAUGCUAGGCCUUCCGUUAGCUUGGGUUUGUCAGGACACUUUAUUGUUUUAUUCCUCUUUUGUUCUGCUGCUUCUUUUAUUUGCUGGCUUUUCUUUACAUUCUGCUGUCUGUGGUGAAUAAGUCAGUGAAAUGAAGAGAGUGAACAGCUUCCAGAGGUUCAUGAACAGACGAGCCUCUGCUAACUGCCGCUACCAGCCCACAUGCUACGAACACGCCGCCAACUGCUACACCCACGCUUUCCUUAUCGCGCCGGCCUUCGUGGGGAUGGCGCUGCUUCACCGUCUGUCCGAUAACCGCUGGGAGACCAUCACCGCCUGGGUCUACGGCAUCGGACUGUGUGCUCUGUUCCUCGUAUCCACCGUUUUCCACAUCAUCACCUGGAAGAAGAGCCACAUGAGGGCUGUUGAACAUUGUUUCCACAUGUGUGACAGGGUGGUCAUCUACUUCUUCAUCGCUGCCUCCUACACUCCGUGGUUGAACCUCCGUGAACUGGGCCCUUUAGCUGCUCACAUGCGCUGGUUUGUGUGGUUGAUGGCGGCUGCAGGGACCAUCUACGUCUUCAACUACCACGAAAAGUAUAAACUGGUGGAGCUGGCCUUUUAUUUAACCAUGGGUUUCUUUCCUGCGUCCGUUGUCACUUCAAUGUCGAACACCGAGGGUCUCCACGAACUGGCCUGUGGCGGACUCAUCUACUGCCUCGGCGUCGUGUUCUUCAAGAGCGAUGGCAUCAUCCCGUUCGCCCACGCCAUCUGGCACGUGUUCGUGGCGCUGGCGGCGGCCGUGCACUACUACGCCAUCUGGAAAUACCUCUACAGGAACCGUGGCGACAGCGACCACGCCCUCCUCCUCGACUCAUGACCUGACGCCCACGCCGCGUCCACGGCGACAACGUUUACCACAAAUGUGACCACAAAUUGUUUACGGUUUUCUACGGUGACGGAGAGCGGCGUUUUCCAGUGUCUCCCAGAGUAAAAUAAAAGCUAUUUUCACAACUGUUUUAUACCAAAACCAAAAAAACAAAAAAAAACAAAAAAAAACCCCACUUGAGCGACGAGGGACUUUUGACUUCCUGUUUUCGUAUUAACCUCAGCACAUCCAAGGCCGAUCCCAGGGUUCCACACCAGGAUUUUCUAUCGACUAAAGUCACAUUCCAGGCGACGGAGGUUUUCGUACAUUUCAGUCAGUGAUCGAGGUGCUAAACCGGCGCUUUUUCGGUUUUUAGCCCGGUUCGAGUCAAGUUCAGGUGGAAAAA
Molecule: messenger RNA, 1499 nt
Organism: Sphaeramia orbicularis (orbiculate cardinalfish)
Lineage: Eukaryota; Metazoa; Chordata; Actinopteri; Kurtiformes; Apogonidae
Product: monocyte to macrophage differentiation factor-like
Exons: 7
Coding region: 377-1105 (242 amino acids)
Cellular component (GO): membrane
Molecular function (GO): pore-forming activity
Source: RefSeq, a predicted model, not a curated record